Messenger RNA from Chrysemys picta bellii (western painted turtle), 1319 nucleotides. Lineage: Eukaryota; Metazoa; Chordata; Testudines; Emydidae. The record is from RefSeq and is a predicted model, not a curated record.
CCGUGCCCAGCGCUGCCCUCCACUCCAGCCCCCCAGCUCGCAGCAUGGGGACCCCGGCUCUGAGCCUUCUCAGUGCGCUGCUGCUGUUGCUGGGCCCACGCCUGGGCCAGGCUGGGCCCAUGUACUUCCUGGCGGCCCCCAACAUCCUGCGCGUGGGGAAUGAGGAGAACGUGGUGCUCCAGGCCCAGGCCCAGGACGGGAGCCUCUCGCAGGACAUCCGCGUGCAGAUCCGGCUCUUCGACUUCCCGAAGAGAGGGACGAUGCUGCAAGAAAAAGUCGUCUGGCUGAGCCUGGCCAACGGCUUCCUGGCCAUGACCACGGUGCAGGUCCCAGAGCAGUACGUCUCCGAGGGCACCGAGAAGCAGUAUGUGGUGGUCCAGGCCACGUUCGGAGAUGUCCCCUUGGAGAAAUACAUCCUGAUUUCCCCACACACUGGCUACACCUUUGUCCAGACUGACAAGCCCAUCUACACCCCCGGCCAGAAUGUGAACUACAGGGUCUUCGCCGUCAACCACCGGAUGGACCCACUGGAGGCUAACUGCAUCAUUGCAAUCCAGAGUCCCGAGGGCAUCACAGUCAGCAGCACCACCCGGAAACUGGACAAGGGCCUGUACACCGGCACCUUCCGCAUCCCUGAGCACGUCAGCCUGGGCUCCUGGCGGAUCGUGACGCGGUUCCAGAGCAGCCCCCGGCAGCCGCAGAGCGCCGAGUUCGAGGUGAAGGAGUACGAGCUGCCCAGCUUCGACGUGCUGCUCACACCCAACAAGAAGUUCUUCUACCUCAGCGACGACAGCCUGACCGUGACCAUCAAAGCCAGGUUCGUGUUCAAUGAGCCCGUGGACGGCUACGCCCUGGCGAUCUUCGGGGUCAAGACAGAGACUCAGAAAAUCAACCUCCAGAACUCCCUGCAGAGAGUUGAGAUAAAUGACGGCGAAGGCCACGCGACGCUGACGGGGCAGGUGCUCAGGGAAAGCUUUGCCACGCCAGAGGAGCUGCUCGACGCCUUCAUCUUCGUUAACGUCACCGUCUUCUCCUCCGGCGGAGACAUGAUGCAGGCCGAGAACUCGGAGGUCAAGAUCGUCAGCACCCCAUACAGGAUCCGGUUCGUCAGAACACCUGGGUUCUUCAAGCCGGGGAUGCCCUUUAACUUCAGGGUUUACGUCACCAACCCGGACGGGUCGCCGGCUGCAGACGUUCCUGUUUGUAGCGAGGACCAGAAGCGCAUGACCAAGGAGGGCCUGGCCUCCAUGGUCCUCAACACCCAACAGAGCGUUAAACACCUGGAGGUCAAGGUACCUGCUGCUCCGGGGUGUCUGGGA